Messenger RNA from Pediculus humanus corporis (human body louse), 459 nucleotides. RefSeq lists its product as uncharacterized. The transcript is spliced from 2 exons. Lineage: Eukaryota; Metazoa; Arthropoda; Insecta; Psocodea; Pediculidae. The record is from RefSeq and is a predicted model, not a curated record. Bases 1 to 459 code for a protein of 152 amino acids.
AUGCCUUAUACAUUUAACUUACCUUCUUUCAUUCCUAUUUCUAAUUUAGACGAAUACGGACGAAACCUUUUGAGAAAGAGAGGAAACAGCAUAAUCGAUCAAUUAUUUCCUACUCAUUUCGGUGGUGGUCCGACAAAUGAUUUCGGAGAUCCCGGAUUACCGACGAGCGAUUACGGAAGACCUGGAAGACCCAUAAAUCAUUAUGGCGGUCCGAGUAGAUAUCCUUAUAAUGAUCCUUGGGAUCGAAGAGGAAGCGGUGGUGGUGGUGGUAGCAGCAUCCGUGGAAGUAUUGGAGGAGGUGGUGGUGGUGGUAGCAUACGAGGAGGAAGUAUGGGAAGUGGGGGUCGAAAUAGCACGAAAGGUUCAAUUUCAAGUUUACCCAAAUUUAAAGAAUCUGUCGGAUCUACGCAUAUGAUAUAUCGGGUAAGUCAUUUUAAAAAAUUUUCUUUUUAUGCAUGA